Messenger RNA from Syngnathoides biaculeatus (alligator pipefish), 2232 nucleotides. RefSeq names its product serine hydroxymethyltransferase 2 (mitochondrial) (gene shmt2). The record is from RefSeq and is a predicted model, not a curated record. Gene Ontology annotation, cellular component: mitochondrial matrix; mitochondrial inner membrane; nucleus. The transcript is spliced from 12 exons. Gene Ontology annotation, biological process: regulation of oxidative phosphorylation; tetrahydrofolate interconversion; purine nucleobase biosynthetic process. The coding region runs from base 130 to 1635 and encodes 501 amino acids. NCBI's taxonomy places the organism in Eukaryota, Metazoa, Chordata, Actinopteri, Syngnathiformes, Syngnathidae. Gene Ontology annotation, molecular function: serine binding; pyridoxal phosphate binding; mRNA regulatory element binding translation repressor activity.
CGCGUCGACGUCACCAAGCGCCGCCGCCGACUCGCUCAGCCCUCUUUCGGGCGUGUGCCUGUGACAAGCGGCGGAGCUCGGUUGGCUGCAGGCUGAGCUGCUCCUUCUCCUCACCCCGAAACUGGAAACAUGCUGUCCUUCGCUGCGAGACAACUAACCCGGCCACUGUGCCAACGCACGCCGGCUCGCAUCUGCGUACGCAGGCAACAGUCCCACGCCGCCAGCCGAGCGGCCGACGAGGAGCGGCCGUGGACGGGCCAGGAGAGCCUGGCUCAGGAUGACCCGGAGAUGUGGGACCUGCUGUUGAAGGAGAAAGACCGGCAGUGUCGUGGCUUGGAGCUAAUUGCAUCCGAGAAUUUCUGCAGCCGAGCAGCUCUGGAGGCUCAGGGCUCCUGUCUGAACAACAAAUACUCCGAAGGCUACCCUGGGAGAAGGUAUUACGGCGGAGCAGAAGUAGUAGAUCAAAUUGAGCUCCUGUGCCAAAAGCGAGCCCUGGAGGCCUUCGACUUGGACCCGGCCAAGUGGGGCGUCAACGUCCAGCCCUACUCGGGCUCCCCCGCCAACUUUGCCGUCUACACCGCCGUACUCAACCCCCACGACCGUAUCAUGGGCCUCGACCUUCCAGACGGAGGACAUCUGACCCAUGGCUAUAUGUCUGAUGUGAAGAGGAUCUCAGCCACCUCCAUCUAUUUUGAGUCCAUGCCCUACAAACUCAAUCCUGCGACAGGACUCAUCGACUACGACCAGAUGGAGCUGACGGCCAAGCUGUUCAGGCCCCGUCUCAUCAUCGCCGGCACCAGCGCCUACGCCCGCCUCAUUGACUACGCUCGCAUCAAGAAGCUGUGCGGUGACAUCAAGGCCUACAUGCUGGCUGACAUGGCUCACAUCAGCGGGCUGGUGGCAGCCAAAGCCAUCCCGUCGCCGUUCGAACACGCUGACCUGGUCACGUCCACCACACACAAGUCCCUCCGAGGAGCCAGAGCGGGUCUCAUCUUCUAUCGCAAGGGCGUUCGCUCCGUGGACAAGAAGGGCAAAGAGGUCACGUACGACCUGGAGGACAAGAUCAACUUCUCGGUCUUCCCCUCGCUGCAGGGUGGUCCUCACAACCACGCCAUCGCUGGUGUCGCUGUGGCGCUAAGACAGGCGCAUUCUCCUAUGUUUAAGGAGUACAUCGCUCAAGUUAUCAAGAACUCCAAGGCCAUGGCUAACGCGCUGCUCAGCAAAGGCUACACCCUCGUAUCAGGGGGAACCGACAACCACCUGGUUCUUGUGGAUCUCCGGCCCAAGGGCAUCGACGGCGCCAGGGCCGAAAGAGUACUGGAGCUGGUUUCCAUCACGGCCAACAAGAACACCUGCCCUGGCGACAAGAGCGCCCUGACCCCCGGAGGCCUCAGGCUUGGCGCUCCAGCUUUGACCUCCAGGCAGUUCAAAGAAGCCGACUUUGUUCGGGUCGUGGAGCUCAUGGACGAGGGCUUCCACAUUGCCUUGGAUGUGAAGAAAAAGACAGGGAAGCUCCAGGACUUCAAAAACUUCCUCCUGGAGGACCCCGAGACGGUGGCCCGUAUCGCCGAGCUACGCCAUCGCGUGGAAGAGUUCGCCAGGCCUUUCCCCAUGCCGGGCUUCCACGACCAUUAGAGAGAAGAAAAAGGAAAAGCAAGGCCUCGUAUUGAGGUUUCAUGAUGAAAAUUGAUAGAUUUUAUACAACAUAUUUUCUAUUGUACGUCUCAAAAUUGUUCAUAAUUCCCGACAGUUGCCACUGCUCAUUCAGAUGCACUCUACAGUCUUAAUGUUGCAAAGCAGAUUUACCAGCGUCAUUCGUUUGGAAAACUGUUCCCUGACCUUUGAGUCAAGGCACAUAUUUUACAUUUUGAAAAUAAAAAAUCUCACAAAUGCAUACGCAGGAGGGUUAUUAGGCACGGGCCAGCGGCAUAUUCAGACGGUGCGAUAAUUGGGAGCAAAAUUAUUGCAGAAUAUUGGAAUUAAAAAUCUAAAGUAUAUUAUUUCGAAUGUUUAGAAGCACAGAAUAACUCCCCAAUUUCUUUUUUUUUAUAAUAACACAUAUUUGAAAUAAAUGUCUCGUCCCUUUUUUGGGAUUCACAGACCGCCCUAAUCACUGCAUCAGUGAUCAAUUCCGGUCUGUCUUUUCUUCCACGCGCCGCAUCCCUUGAAGGAGAGUCACUUUGCCAAAAUACACGCAUUUUAUUCCCAAUAAAAUGUCAUUGAUAAGGAAAA